CGGAGUCUGAUUGGAUGGUUAGAGGCAGGAGGCGGGCUCACGGAACGCCCAGAAGUGGGGUGCCGUGGCUCGGACAGCAUGACGACGGAAACUUUCGUCAAGGAUAUCAAGCCCGGACUCAAGAAUCUGAACCUUAUCUUCAUUGUACUGGAGACAGGCCGAGUAACAAAAACAAAAGACGGGCACGAGGUUCGGACCUGCAAAGUAGCAGACAAAACAGGCAGCAUCAAUAUCUCCGUUUGGGACGACGUGGGCAACCUGAUCCAGCCUGGGGACAUUAUCCGACUCACCAAAGGGUACGCUUCAGUGUUCAAAGGUUGUCUGACACUGUACACUGGCCGUGGGGGUGAUCUGCAGAAAAUUGGAGAAUUCUGUAUGGUUUAUUCUGAAGUUCCUAAUUUCAGUGAGCCCAACCCAGAGUAUAGUACUCAGCAGAUGCCCAACAAACCGGUGCAGAAUGACAGCAACCCUUCUGCCCCUCAAGCUACCACAGGACCCCCUGCUGCCUCUCCAGCUUCUGAGAGCCAGAACGGGAAUGGACUGAGUACCCCACCAGGUCCUGGUGGUGGCCCCCAUCCUUCUCACACUCCCUCCCAUCCUCCCAGCACCCGAAUCACUCGAAGCCAGCCCAACCACACACCUUCUGGCCCUCCUGGCCCCUCCAGCAACCCUGUCAGUAACGGCAAAGAAACCCGUAGGAGCAGCAAGAGAUAGCAAGAAAUACAUCUUCCCCUGCCACCACCAACCACAACCCAGUGUCUGCCGGAAAACUGCUGGCUUUGGGAUUGGAGGGUGGGGUAGCAGUAUUUUAGCCACUAAAUUUCCUUGGAGGGGCGAUAAGCAGUGGCCUUAUCCUCAAGUUCAUACCCUCUUUGUCCAGCUGAAGCUGCCUGUCCCCUGGGAUUCAGGCCCCUCUGCCUGUCCUCCCUCCUCGAGAAACAACAGUCUAUUUCUUGUAUGGGAUCUGAGGGUCUAAUUGAAAUCCCUCCUUCCUAAUAAAUGUUCCCACUGUCCUGGA
Nannospalax galili (Upper Galilee mountains blind mole rat) is the source of this 1018-nucleotide messenger RNA. It is a transcript of the gene Nabp2, whose product is annotated as nucleic acid binding protein 2. Gene Ontology annotation, cellular component: SOSS complex. Gene Ontology annotation, molecular function: DNA binding. Gene Ontology annotation, biological process: double-strand break repair via homologous recombination; mitotic cell cycle checkpoint signaling; response to ionizing radiation. The record is from RefSeq and is a predicted model, not a curated record. The transcript has 7 exons. Lineage: Eukaryota; Metazoa; Chordata; Mammalia; Rodentia; Spalacidae. The coding region runs from base 79 to 714 and encodes 211 amino acids.